Melozone crissalis (California towhee) is the source of this 1661-nucleotide messenger RNA. RefSeq names its product programmed cell death 1 ligand 1-like. The transcript is spliced from 9 exons. Gene Ontology annotation, cellular component: external side of plasma membrane. Gene Ontology annotation, biological process: positive regulation of T cell proliferation; cellular response to lipopolysaccharide; negative regulation of T cell proliferation. Lineage: Eukaryota; Metazoa; Chordata; Aves; Passeriformes; Passerellidae. The record is from RefSeq and is a predicted model, not a curated record. Bases 146 to 1084 code for a protein of 312 amino acids.
AGAAGGAAUUUACACUGAAACAUAUGGUUAGAGUUGUAUUUUGUGCUGUUGACUCGUUUCUGCCUCUACAGUCUACAAGUUAAUUGAAAAAUUGAAUACAGCUGCAAACUUUCUCAGUCUUGAGGAAAUUUGUUCCAUCUGCAUCAUGGGAAGGCCUUUGUUUUUGUAUGUAUUUUUAUUCUACUGGCAUUUCCUAAAUGCUUUAUUCACAGUUGAAGCUCCUCAGUCACUCUGCAUUGUGGAACGCGGGAACAAUGUGACCAUGGAAUGCACAUUUCCAGUGAAUGGGAAGUUAGAGUUUAGAGAUUUAAGUGUCAGCUGGGAUAAGAAAGAUGAGUUGAAGCAGGUUUAUGUACUUCGCAAAGGAGAGGAAGACCUCAAAAAUCAGCACAAUGACUUUAAGGGAAGAAUAAAAUUGUUGAAAGAGAAUCUGAACUUGGGACAGUCUGUCCUUCAGAUCACUGACGUGAAGCUCAGAGAUGCAGGAAUUUACCGCUGUGUUGUUGCCUAUGGGGGAGCUGACUACAAGACAAUCCACCUUCAAGUUAAGGCUCCUUACAGAAUUAUAAACCAAGGUGUGGUGAGCACAGGACACAACGAAUGGAAGUUGACAUGUCAGUCAGAAGGAUACCCAGCAGCUGAAGUGAUAUGGCAAAAUAGAAACUACGAAGAUUUGACUUAUAAGGCAAACACAAAAUUUGAAACUGCAAAUGACCAGUUGUACCGUGUGACAAGUACCCUCACAAUCAAAAGUGGAAUUGAUGACAUUUUUUACUGUAUAUUCUGGAAUAAAGAGCUGCAAGAAAAUACAACUGCCAUUUUACACCUAGCAGAUUCAACUGAUGGCGUUCUCCAGACUAAGAGCAGACGCUUUGUUGGAGCAACUCUCAUUGCAACUGCUUUUGUUGGAUCAGUGCUUCUAUUUCUGCUCUGCAUAAGAAAAGCUAGAGCAAAUAGGGGCAACAGAACACCUGUGGCGAGUCCAUCAAUAGCAAAACUUGCAAAAGAUAAGGAUACACACAACUGCAGAGAUGCUUCUUUUGAAGACAGAGAGCUGAAAUAUAUGCAAAUUGAGAAGACCUAGAGAGAACAGGGGAAGACUUUUUCCCUCUAUUGUGAAGAUUUGUCAGCUCAAAUGUUCUGUGUUCUAUAUAUUGAAGGGGAUAUUAUUUUUUUGUAUUUAUUGUGGGAUGGCAAUCUUCUAUAUUGUUGUAACACAGGAAAAAUUUAAGGAAGUUAAAAAAAUUAUUAUAGCAUAAAAAAUAUUGAAUAGAUUCUGUAUAUGUGACGAGAUUGUGAGGUAUUUAUUUAAACAUCAAAGUUUCUACCUUCUCAAGUUUAGGCAAAUGUAUCUUUCAAAGAUUUCAUUUAAUUAAAUGUAUCUUUCAGGUAAAGCACUUUAGGUCUAUGACCAUCAUGAAUUUCAUAGCUAGCUCUUGAUAGGUCAUCUUCUGAACCUUUUUUUCUUCCUUCUUCACCAGAGCUCACAAUUUCCUGCACAUAACUGGUUUUCCAUAGUUUAAAGAAUCUUUUCAAUACUUUGAUCCUCAUAAAAGGUGCAACAACACGAAUUGCCAUACAUGGAGGGCAUUUUCAGUAUUAAAAUACCAGAUGCUCUCAGCUAAGCCUGAAAAAGAUGAUUUAAAAUUCUUGGUAACUAU